GGUGGAUUGAGCUAUAGAUACUUGUUCAUCAUAUACAUACGUAGUGGAAAAAUGGCGUCGACGGUGUGUGUUUCUAGUUGCCGACUGUUAGCAAAAUUAGAAAUAAAUCGUGUUUUGUGUUUAUCACCAAUAUUUAGGGAUUUGUCAAAUAACCGGGAGUCAUGGUGCCGGCGAUGGCGGCCCGUCCGCCGGUCGUUCUUCACAAGCGUAUGUGUACAUGGAUCCAAAACUGCACCUACAAAAGUUGACCACGAAAAAUCUGACGAGGUGACGGUGACGUAUCGACGCGGGCUUCCGGUGAUCACUGUACCGUUGCCGUCCCGUCGUGAACGAUGCCGGUUCACCCUGCGUCCUGUCUCGCAGACUGUAGGCGAUUUGUUGGAGCAGGUAAAGCUAGAAGACCGCGGCGUAGAGCGCGCAGCGGCGCUUGCAGCUGACGAGCGCGUGCGCAUCGCAGCGAGCGACACGGUCGAGUCACUACUCGAGAACGACUUUCGGCUCAUCAUCAACGAUACAGAGUACUAUGUGAAAAGUCCACCGCAGGAGCGUCUAAGCACCGAAGAGAUCACUCGACUGAGUGACGUGAGGAACCUCGUCAACCAACUGUACGAAGCUCUCAAUGUCCGAGAGCACCAGAUUCGUAAAGAGAGAGAUCUACGUGCCCAACUGGAGAAGCUGACCACCGAAUUACAACCGCUUGAAGAGAAGCGCAUGUCGCUUGAAGUGGAAACGAGCCGGAAGACUUCAGCUCUGACGUGGGUGGGGCUCGGCCUGAUGGGAGUGCAGUUCGGCGUGCUCGCCAGGCUCACCUGGUGGGAGUACUCUUGGGACAUUAUGGAGCCUGUCACGUACUUCGUCACCUACGGUACCGCGAUGGCCGCCUAUGCUUACUUUGUGUUGACUAAGCAGGAGUACAUACUGCCAGAUGUGAAAGAUAGACAGCAUUUGCUGACGUUGCAUAAAAAAGCUAAGAAGAUCGGCCUGGAUAUUAAUCAUUACAAUCACCUAAAAGACGAGGUAGAUAAACUACAGAAGGAUCUUGCCCGCCUCCGGGAUCCGCUUCAGAUCCACCUACCGUUAACCAACGUCGACAAGGCGGGUGACAGCAAGCGCUCCCCACUUACCAAAAUCAAGGACAUGCUCGAGGAAACCAGUAAGAAAAUGAAGAUCACGUAAUAUUGGUCGUUGUCGCGUCGCGGCCUCGCAAACAAGGCCGAGUAGACGCAUUGGUUGUUAGUUAUAAAAACGCUUGUUAUUAACGACAGAUGUUGCAUACUUUUUUUUAAUCGCCACUCGAAAUUAUACCUUGUUUUCAUCGUCAUAAGUACUAUAAUCACGCCUAGUGAUUAGAUAGAUUUUGGUUUCGUAUUCUGAAGAAUUGAUAUUUUAAAUAAAGGCUUUAGUUGGCUAAAGAGAGCAGGUUUCUGUUCUCUCACUCUUACUAAUAGGCUUGUCCUAUUCUUUUCUAAAGAUUGCAUAUUAAUUGUGAGUUUGUAACCGAUUUUGAAUAGUAUAUAUAAGUAUGAGUGUAAUAAAAUAUCAUUCUUCAGAUGCUAGAGUAGUUAGGCCCAGUUGUUCAUAGGGUAAUACUACAAAAAAAAAACUAGACUGAUGGUCGAAGUUUGUUAAUAACUUAGUAUUGAACGUGUUUCGUAAGUUUUUACUACCAACUCUACGUUCUUCCUUGAUGUACGUGGCGCUUUGAAAACUUUAACCAUCGUUAGAAAUUAGUCACGUUAUUUAGUAUAAUAAUAAAUUAUUACUAAAAAUGUGAGAGAGAAUAAAUUAUAAUAUUGCUUCUUAUAAUUUUACUAUUGAAUCAAUAUAUAUUAGUAUAGUAGUUCUAAAAUAUAAAAUAUGCGGUAUCAACUUAAUUUCAUACAAUACCGGGGCUAUACUAUAUACUAUAAUAUAGUACAAGUAAAAUUGUGCCUAUCUUUCUGCCGAGAUAGCAAUUAGUCCAUACAGAAAAUUAAUUCCUAUUUCUUCUAUUCCUAUUUAAUAGAAAAGAAAACCAUCGGAGUCUAGAUAAGUAUACGGAGAAGUGACAAAGUAAAUUAUGAUAAGUACUUAUUUUGAAUUCGUAACCCCAAAUUUGAUACUUGCCUAAUUUACGGGGAAAGAAAGAACAUGCGUGUUCUUUUUUUGAAGGAUGGAGGUGUCAUACCCACCUGUGCUAACACAGUAGGGAGGGGGGAGGGGGGAUGAUGGAUGACGAAACAAUGAAGUCAAAUCAAUUAGACUUUCAUAGUGCACUCCAAAGGAGUUAACCUGACAGACUUACUACAUACUUCCUAGAGCGAUUCCUAAAGUGGGUUCCGCGGUACUUAGGGGUUCCAUACCGAAAGUCACUAGGGUUCCGCGAAAUUAUUUAUACAGUGAAACAAUAAUAAAAGCUUUCGUUCUUGUUUAAAUUAUCGUUUUUUUUUUUAUUAGUUUAUUAUUUUGAUUAUUUUGGUAGUAAUCAUUUGAUAUGGGGUUUUAUAAAAUAAGAGAGGUAUUCGGUGGGCGUUCCUUUAUCUUAAAAGUUUAGGAGCCCCUGUCCUAGAGCACGUGUUGCCAUACUAUCAUAGAUCUCAACCCUUCCAUCUCCCGCGUUUAGAAAUCCCAUAAAAGCACCGCGCUCAAAAUUGUCAAAUUCAUCUUUAUUCAAAUAGACUUAUUUAAAAGCACUUUUCACUUUGUCAUUUUUAAUGAAUUUACAACAGGGUUCGUAAUGUUGUUAUCUGUUAAAAUAACCGACAAGAAACUCAAUAGUUACUCUUCUAUGUAAUCAGGUUAUUUCUAAAUUCAUCUUUUUGGAAGGGUCAUUGACAUUUGUACAAAAAUAUUAAUCAUUGUAAAAAAUAUUAACUUAUCAAUAAGUUCCAUUAUAUUAUAACAGAUUCUUUCAUUAAUCAAUUCUUUUGCCACUUCUCCUUCUACUUGUAUCUUGCAAUUUUCAUACAGCCCCAUUAACACUUUGAAGUCUUUUAUAUAUAUGUUACCAUCAUGUCAGCCGUUAACUUUCCACUGCAGGACAUAGGUUUUUCCCUACUGGAGACCUCAAUUAGUAGUUACCACUCUUGGCAGAUGAAUUGGCAAUCACAGUUAAGCUUUGGUGAUGUUUUAAGAGGGACGCUGCUGACAAUCCCUCGACAAUUAAGUUCCCUUAGUCACCUGUUACAACAUCCACGGGAAAAGAAGGGAUGGCCCAUUCUAUGCCGGGACCACGCGGCGCAUACACUAUAUUUUAUUACAAUGAAAAUCUCUCAAUGGUAAAUGUUUUCUUAUGACCAGCGUACGUAUAGAAUUUUUCCCCUUGUUUGAGAUCUGAUCUCACUGUAGUGAAAACUUCAUGAAAUUAUGUUCAAGGCUUACGUAGUGAUUGUAGCUAAAGUACUAGUAAUAUAUACAAUGAAAAAAGAUUUCCUUUACAUUAAUUUAUUUAGAAAAUUUUAAUAUUUAGUUACAAACAACUAGGUUUUUUUUUAAAUUGUGCUCAGUAAUGUUGUUUCCUAUUUUUAUUAAUUUUAAAUCUAACAUGUAAAAGUGUGUGUGUGUUUUUUUUU
Galleria mellonella (greater wax moth) is the source of this 3551-nucleotide messenger RNA. RefSeq names its product calcium uniporter protein, mitochondrial (gene MCU). The record is from RefSeq and is a predicted model, not a curated record. The transcript has 8 exons. NCBI's taxonomy places the organism in Eukaryota, Metazoa, Arthropoda, Insecta, Lepidoptera, Pyralidae. Gene Ontology annotation, cellular component: mitochondrial inner membrane; uniplex complex. The coding region runs from base 52 to 1176 and encodes 374 amino acids. Gene Ontology annotation, biological process: calcium import into the mitochondrion; mitochondrial calcium ion homeostasis. Gene Ontology annotation, molecular function: uniporter activity; calcium channel activity.